ACUAAACCUCCUCGGUAGGUAACAAGAUGGAGAUCGUGUAUUGGCUGGCGUUCGCAGCCACAGCGGUGAUAGCCGCGGCGGCGAGUUGGGUCGGAUGGUCGUUAGCAUGGUUAUGUUUCCAGCCGCGGCGUUUGGAACGCAAGCUGAGGGCGCAGGGGCUUCGGGGAAGCAGGUAUCGUUUACCCUUCGGUGAUAUCAAGGAUAUUGGGAAUCUCGUCGGAGAGGCUCGCCGGAAACCUCAGCCGCUUUCUCACCGGAUAGUUGAUCGAGUCGAUCCCCAUUUAGCUCGCUUUGUGGAUAUUUAUGGAGGUAAGAACAAGGCGGCAUUUUUUUGGUUUGGGCCUUAUCGCCCUCAUCCCAGGGUGAUCAUCAUGGAUCCUGAGCUUGUAAAGAGCAUUCUAUCUACUAAAUUUGGCCAAUUUGAGAAGGUAAAACCAACCGCAAUUUCAAGGCAACUUUUUGUGGGCCUUGCUGUUUGUGAAGGCGAGAAAUGGGUCAAACGCAGGAGAAUCGUCAGCCCUGCCUUCCAUGUUGAAAAGUUGAAGAUAAUGAUGCCAGCAUUUUCUGCUUGUUGUGAUGAGCUGAUAAGUCGAUGGGAGGACUUGGCUGAUAAUGUGGGUGUGUUUGAGACAAAUGUUUGGUCUGAAUUUCAGAAGCUUUCGGGAGACAUCAUCUCCCGUUCGGCAUUUGGUAGCAGCUAUAAUGUGGGACGACGCAUUUUUGAACUGCUGCGAGAGCAAAUGGAGCUUGUGAUGCAGGCUUCUCGGAAUUUGUAUAUCCCUGGUUUUAGAUUUAUACCCACCCAAAAGAACAAGCGAAGGAGCAAAAUCCACAAGGAGAUUGUUGCAUUACUUAAAAUCAUGAUUGAACAGAGAGAACAUGUGAUAAAAAAAGGUGAAGUUGUUCCUAAUGACUUGUUGGGCUUGUUGAUGGAAUCAAACCAAAGGCAUGAUCAAGAAGGAGAUCACCUCCAAGAUGUUAAUCUAACCACAAAUGACGUGAUUGAGGAGUGCAAGCUAUUUUACUUUGCUGGUCAGGAGACAACAUCAGUUCUUCUUACAUGGACCAUGAUUUUACUCAGCAUGCAUCCAUACUGGCAGGAUCAGGCAAGAGAAGAGGUUUUGCAGGUGUUUGGCCAAAACAAACCUACCUUUGAGGAAUUAAACCGAUUAAGGAUUCUGACUAUGAUUCUCUAUGAGGUUCUAAGAUUAUAUCCACCUGGAGUCACACUUCUUCGACAAACUUACAAAGAAGUAAAGUUGGGAGAGUUUACUUUUCCUCCAGAAGUGCAACUUGUGUUGCCUAUCCUCCUCCUCCAUCAUAGCAAGGAGUUUUGGGGUGAGGAUGCUGAAGAAUUCAACCCUGAUAGAUUUUCUGAAGGAGUUUCAAAUGCAACAAAGAACCAACUCAUCUUUUUUCCAUUUGGUUGGGGUCCUCGAAUCUGCAUCGGCCAGAGCUUUGCACUUAUAGAAGCAAAAAUGGCCUUGGCGAGAAUUCUGCAACGCUUUUCAGCUGAAUUGUCACCAUCUUAUACCCAUGCUCCUCACACUAUUUUAACUCUUUGCCCUCAACAUGGUGCUCAAGUUAUCUUACUCAAACUUCCUCCACUAUAAAUAUCAUGGCUCAAGUCCUAUAAACUUUAUGUACUAUUACUAUCUUCUUCUUUUCUCUUUAUCGACUAUUUUUCAACUCUAGUU
Phalaenopsis equestris is the source of this 1697-nucleotide messenger RNA. Its product is annotated as cytochrome P450 CYP72A219-like. Gene Ontology annotation, molecular function: iron ion binding; heme binding; oxidoreductase activity, acting on paired donors, with incorporation or reduction of molecular oxygen. The record is from RefSeq and is a predicted model, not a curated record. Lineage: Eukaryota; Viridiplantae; Streptophyta; Magnoliopsida; Asparagales; Orchidaceae. The coding region runs from base 27 to 1613 and encodes 528 amino acids. The transcript is spliced from 5 exons.